This is a messenger RNA of Fusarium fujikuroi IMI 58289, 636 nucleotides long. RefSeq lists its product as uncharacterized. NCBI's taxonomy places the organism in Eukaryota, Fungi, Ascomycota, Sordariomycetes, Hypocreales, Nectriaceae. Bases 1 to 636 code for a protein of 211 amino acids. The record is from RefSeq and is a predicted model, not a curated record. The transcript is spliced from 2 exons.
AUGACUCUCGAGCUGCUACAAGACAUAAGAUCCCUAACCAAAGAUGAAGCAGCAACUUUAGACUCAUACAAGAAAACAUGGACCAAAUAUGACGAACAGAGGCAGAAGCUUUUCAGAGCGUGCUUUAAGACUUGGAUUGAGUGGGCCAAUGCUCAAUGGGAUCCUACGACUAGACUACGCGAUGUCCAACACAUCAUCGAUGCUCUCACUCAUCACGCCAAUGAUCCUAAAACAAGUCCGUUAUCGGGCAAAAGACUUGCGAUCACCCCAAGCUAUCACUGUGCCCUCGUCCCAGAAGAGUCCCGAGAAAGCGACAUAGUAGCUAUGCUCGUGAACCGCUACAAGCACGUAAUACUCCGACCGAAACAGGUGAAUGAUGUCGACCACCUCAAUGACUUAAUUACGAGAGACUUUGAGCAAGCGAACAUUUCGGAUUGUCCACAAGGACCAAUGAAGACACGAUGUAAAGCCGUGGAUGAUUAUCAUUAUGAUGAAUGGAUGUUGGUUUGGGAGAAAGCUACUCAAUUGUUUCCGGUUCAGCAUUGUUUACUUUUAGGGCAGUGCUACGUCGAUCAGUACGUUCCUUGGAAACGGGGUCUUCCGACAUCUGGGUUCAGGGUGUUUGCCCUCUAUUAG